This is a messenger RNA of Brassicogethes aeneus, 2666 nucleotides long. The record is from the annotation of a GenBank genome assembly. NCBI's taxonomy places the organism in Eukaryota, Metazoa, Arthropoda, Insecta, Coleoptera, Nitidulidae.
AGAGAUGAGAGGAGAGAAACGAAUUUGAUCCACAACAAAAUAGUGAGCCUGUCUCUUCUAAUCGUACAGUCUGUUUUCCACUGCGGCGCUGAUUCUGUUUCUUUUAUCGCGAAUUAGUCCGUGUUUGUUUUGCAUAUUUAUUUGUGUCAUCUGGGUAUUUACGGCUAACAGAACAUCCGUAAGAAGAGCAAGCACAAACAUUUUCCGCCCGUAAAAUUUGAUAUUAUAUGAAUGCCGUCGAUUUUUUCCAGAAAGAAUGUCUGGCCAGCAUUACUGCUUACGAUGGAACAAUUAUCAAAGCAAUAUGACCUCGGUUUUUCACCAGCUGUUAGAAAAUGAAGCCUUUGUCGACGUUACGCUGGCAUGUAACGAUCUCUCUUUAAAGGCGCACAAAGUAGUCUUGUCAGCUUGUUCGUCGUAUUUCCAAAAGCUGUUAUUAGAAAAUCCCUGCAAGCAUCCGACGAUCAUAAUGCCUCAAGAUGUUUGUUACUCGGACCUUAAAUUUAUCAUUGAGUUCGUCUACAGAGGGGAAAUCGACGUUUCGCAGGCUGAACUUCAGUCACUUUUGCGAACCGCCGACCAAUUAAAGAUCAAAGGACUGUGCGAAUCACCUGACGACAAAGAUCUGAAAGCCGGUUCGCCACAGCCCCAGCCCAUAGCCCUUUGUUCCAAGCCAGGCAGGAAGUCUUCCUCUCCAAAACAAUUCAAAUUGCACGACAAUAAGAGAAAACGUAAAUUGUUUAGGAGAACUAUUAACAAUAACAAUCGACCUGGCGACAGUUCGGAUUUUGAAGAUAAGGAAAACAUUGAUGAAGGUGCGUCGAGCAACGAAGAAAAUGACAUGCCAGUAGCUUUGGAUGAACACAAAAAGAAACGGCUAGAGCCAGAGCAGACGAAACCCCUAAACAUGAGCAGUCAUGGAUUACUUACGGGACAGACUAUCUUCUCCCAGUUCGGCGUGGACACCGACGACUUCCCCCCGGAGCCGCCGGCGCCUUCGGCCAUCCCAGUUGGCCACGUCGACAUGCAAGAUCACUCGCCAACCAGGACCCUUCUCACCAACGCCAUCCAUCGGACAGAUAUAUCGGACAACACCAAGUACACGUUGGACAUCAAGAAAGAGGCCGACAUCAAGUUCGAGACGUUGCGAUCCUUCGAGUCGGACUCGUUGCUCGAGAUGGACUCGCACAUGUCCGGACCGGAUCACUCGAUGGACAGUCACGAGGACGGGGAACGCGGAUACAGUUCCAUGAUGGUGACGCCGGACUUCGUCGGAAUGAUGCCAGGUGUAUCGAAUAGAUUAGAUUUAAGUAAUAAUGACGAUGUACCUGGAAGCAAAAACAACGGCCACUCGGAUGGAAUGCAUCAUCCGCGUUCCCACGGUGGCGGCCCGAAGACCUGGACGCAAGAAGACAUGGACUUGGCCUUGGACGCCUUAAGAAACCACAACAUGAGUCUGACGAAAGCAUCUGCGACUUACGGUAUUCCCUCCACUACAUUAUGGCAAAGAGCACAUAGAUUAGGAAUAGACACACCAAAGAAAGAAGGCCCGACCAAAUCGUGGACUGAGGAAAACCUUAACAGCGCUUUGGAAGCCCUUCGCACUGGAACCAUUUCCGCAAAUAAGGCUAGUAAGGCCUACGGAAUUCCCAGCAGCACUCUUUAUAAAAUAGCGAGACGAGAAGGAAUAAGACUGGCAGCCCCAUUUAACGCGGCCCCCACAACCUGGACUCCCGAAGAUUUAGAAAAGGCCUUAGAAUCGAUUAGAACCGGUCAAACGUCGGUGCAAAAGGCGUCAACCGAAUUUGGCAUUCCUACAGGAACUUUGUAUGGCAGAUGUAAGCGAGAAGGCAUCGAAUUGUCCAGAUCGAACCCCACACCUUGGUCAGAGGACGCUAUGGGAGAAGCCCUUGAAGCCGUAAGAUUAGGUCACAUGUCCAUUAACCAGGCCGCAAUUCAUUAUAAUUUACCGUACUCGUCUUUGUAUGGUAGGUUCAAAAGGGGCAUAAAAUAUGAUUCGGAUAAUAUCGAGAUCAGUCAGGACAGCCAAUCGCAAAUAGAUCAAACAUUCCCUAUGGAUUAUGCAAACAGUCACCAACAGAUUCAGUAUCAGAAUCAAGCAAACAGCUGAGACACAUCCUUCAACUUUGACUGCUUUUAACAAUAACUUUAUUUAAACAGUCGAUUAUUUGAUGCUAUAAAAAGGGUUUUUACUUAAGUUUAUUGUUAAUUCGAAAAAUACGUACCUAAUUAAUUUUUGUUGUAUUUUAGGCUAGUCCAAACUUGUUUUAAAAUAUUAUAUUUUCAAAUAAGUAAUAAACCCAAUUAUAGUACAAAUUUAGUCAUGUUUAAAAGCAAUCAAAGUGGAAGGGCAAAAUAAAUAAUAAUAUUAAAGAAUUAUCAGGGAGAUAGUUCAUAAUAUACAUAAGCUAAAUUUUAUAAUUACCAAGCUAGGCUGUUGUGCUAAAAUACUUUAAAAGGGAAUUUAAAAUAGUUAAUAUUUAAUUUUUUAAGGAUACCUACGUAAUAGUACUAAUAUAACUACUAUUUUUAUCUUAUGUUCAACAUUUUUUUUUUAUUUUUAAAUAUGGUAAUUUAAGUUUAUUAAUGUUUAAAAACCCACAUACAAAAGUUGUGUUUAUUAAAUCAGUACGAUCCUUCAGAAC